Molecule: messenger RNA, 966 nt
Organism: Leptosia nina
Lineage: Eukaryota; Metazoa; Arthropoda; Insecta; Lepidoptera; Pieridae
Source: the annotation of a GenBank genome assembly
AUGCGGUCUAAAGAUCGAGUAUUAGAUAAAACGCCUUGUCAGCUUUCUGAUGUGCCACAUUGGUCUUUUGAUGGCAGUUCAACAGGUCAGGCGAAAACUCAGGAUUCUGAUACAAUGCUGAUUCCAUCCGCGGUCUAUUGUGAUCCAUUUCGAAAAAGUCCACAUAUUUUAGUUCUGUGUGAAACUUAUUACGGUGAUGGAAAUCCCACUGCGACCAAUCAUAGAGCAAAUUGCGCAAAAAUUCUCAGUAAAAUCUCCGAUCUAGAGCCGUGGUUUGGUAUAGAACAAGAAUACACAAUGUUCGAUAGCAACAUGUGGCCUAUUGGUUGGCCGAGCAGAGGCUAUCCAGCGACAAAAUCUUUAUACUCAUACUGCGGAAUAGGAGAACACGUUGCUGGAAGAGAAAUUGUAGAAUGUCACGCGAGAGCUUGUCUUUAUGCUGGAAUGGAUUAUGGUGGCUCCAAUGCAGAAGUCAUGAAAGGAUCGUGGGAGUAUCAAGUGGGCACAACAUUGGGCAUUAAGGCAGCUGAUGAUUUAUGGCUCGGUCGCUACUUGUUAAACAGAAUUGCUGAGCAUUUUGGAAUCAUAAUUAGCUAUCACCCAAAACCAAUGGGAAAAGAUCAGCCUGGAAUCGGAUGUCAUCAUAAUUUUAGUGUAAAAAAAAUGCGUCUCGAUGGCGGUCUAGGUGAAAUAGAAAAAGUAUGUAACAUUUUAUGUGAACGACAUCCUACAUUAAUGAAACACUAUGGCCUGAUGGAUGGGGAGGAGAACCGAAAGAGAUUGACUGGAAAAUUUGAAACGGCUUCCUUUGAUACCUGUAGAUGGGCUAUUGCUGAUCGCGGAGCCUCUGUUAGAUUACAAAGAAGUGUAGUAUCGAACAAAAAAGGCUUUUUAGAAGAUAGAAGACCUGCAGGCGAUUGCGAUCCCUAUAGAGUAUGCGCUCUUAUUGCAGAAACAUGUGUAUAG